CAACAGAUACUGAGCUGUUGCGCCUUCUGAACGUGCCCAAUAUAACUUGUUAUGACAUCCUGUGAAUCACUGUAAUAUAUGCAUUUGUAUGGAGUUCCCUGCUCCGAAUCUCCCACUUUGUUUUCUAACGUGCUUCAAUUAACGCAGCUGGUAACUCUUUAUUUCAUCGUUUACUCUUUUUCUCUUUCGCAAGAAUAGUAGGCUUCGCUAUUCUUCUUCUUGAUAAUAUUGUUUGCUGUUUCGGUUCGCGUGUUAAGAUAAAAAAUAGAAGUAAAAUGGAUGAAUUGGAAGAAAUUUUAAUAAAAUUGAAUGGCGAAAUGUUCCUUAGCCUCUUUCGCGAGGGCGGUUUUACUAGGGAAUCAAUGAUGCUGCUCAAACCAAGUCAUUUGGAUACCCUCAUCGAUGCGGCGCAAUUUGGACCAAGGAUAAUAUUUGAGCAUAAUCUUCUUAAUUGGCAAACCGAACAGGGCGUUCAUGUGCAAACAGCUCAAAGUGACGAGGGCGCAUCAUUCGCAAAUGCAAGUAUUGCAGAGGUAGAACUUAUUUAUAAACACAAACACAAAACACUCGAAGAAAUUUUAAGGGGAUCGGUUAGUGGAAGUCAAGUUUUGAAGUACUACAGUAAGACAAAAGUUCUUACGCCAAAAUACAGAAAAUUGCUUGCAGCAACAAUCGCAAACUAUUUGAUUUCGUCCGGAGUAAACUCGAGCCCAAAAACAUUUGAAUCGUUCGCCAGCCAGAUAUCGAAUUUCUUUUUAAGUGAGUCGAAGGACAUAUAUUACAUACAUAAAAAGGGGAAAAAACCAGGCGGAUGUUUAUACACUAAAUACCACAGCACUUUAUUCAAAUGUAGACAGGACGGCAUUAUAAAUAAAAAGCCCGCCGAAGAGAAGCCGCAAAAAGCAGCACAUAGCAAUUUAUGUACGACAGACUACACUCAAGAAAAAUCGUGGCUUAAGUAUAACGUCGAGCCUUUUGAUGAAGUGCAAAUCAAAUGGGAAUUGACUUUUGAAGUAAGGUGCCAAAUGCUGCAAGAUGAUUCAAAUCUAAAUAAAAUUUUAGAAGAAUGGCCCCUAUAUAAGCAGAGUUUUGGACAUUUAUUGAUUGAGACGGACUUUAACAAAUUGUACCCAGAGAAGAAAAAUUUAUUAUUCGAAAAGUGGGAAAAUUUCAGCCAAGCAGUACGCCAUAUUUUUGAGAUUUAUAUUAAAGAUUCACACAGUUUGACAACCUGGAAGCAAUUUAAGGAAGGAACGAUUAAAGCUGAAGGUACGGAUGCGGUCACAUGCUAUCUUCUACAUUCUGUUUUAGUUCCAACCAGCCGAGAAUACAAAACGUGCAAGCAAACAAAAAAGCAACAUUUGGUCAAAGCCACUAUUGAAGAUUCCAGAAACAGUUUUUUAAUAUGGGCAACAACUAAUUGUGAACUUCAAUCAAAACUGAAAUUAAUGGUUGAUGAGAAUUAUAAGGGCAAAAGCACCAUUCAGCCCAUCAUAUGUGCUAUUGGAAUGAGCUUGUUUGAGAGCAACGAAUAUUUCGUGUACUUCGCCAACAUAUUUUAUAAGUUCGAUAAUGUUAUCAAAUGUAUUGAUGUGUGUUUUAAGAUAUUCCACGUACUUAAUCUUAAAUAUCCUUCCGAAUGCAAAUCUAUUUGGUUUUUUAUCCAGCAAUACUUUUAUGACAUUGCUUUGGAAUCACACGAGAAAAGUACCUCAUUGUGUGCAAUAUUAAGUGAUUUAAAACAAUUUAAAUGUUUUAAUAAUAACUAAAAAUGGAAGGACAAAUUAAAUGUUUUGUGUGCACACAAUCUUUUGAACAAUGCGAUCGUUUAUUUAAACAUUUCAAAAUUAUUCAUUGUUUAUCACAAUACGAUAUGUACAAAUGUGGAUUUACAGCUUGUAACCAAUCAUUUACGAAUUUUAAAUCACUUUGUAGACACAUGCGAAACGAACGCAAAAGAUAUGAAAUUACUUUAUUAAGCAAUCAAAAUGUAAACGACGAAUGUUUAUCUAAUACUACUUCAAUGGCACCUAAUACUAUAAUAACAGAUACUGGUAAUCAAAGUACAAAUACUUUAAGUAACAUAACAAGUUUAAAUGUAAAUGAAGAAACUUUAAAAGAAGGUUGCAUUAAAUUGUCUAUGAAACAAUAUGCAAAAAUAAAUUGUCCUAGAAAAGAAACCGUUGAGUUGCAAAGAGAUGUUACAAACAUGAUUUUGUGUCCAUUAAAAAACCAAUUAAAAAAAAUAUUGCAAAAUUUCGAUUCGCUAGGAAAAGACGAUAUUAAAGCUGAUAUUGAAAAUUUAGUAAAUAUUUGUAGCGAUCCAUUUAAAGACUUUAACUCAGAGUAUAAGUUUAUUAAAACUCUUAAAGAACUAAAUUUAUACGAAAAUCCACAAGUCAUCACCAUAAAUAAUUCAAUAAGUAACUUGCAAACUAGACAUGUAAACAAAUUAAAUGCAGCAUUAGUAAGGGGUGUGUUAUUUCCAAUUAAAUUUCAAAUAAAAAAAUUUUUUGAAUUGCCAGGCAUGUACGAAAAUUUUUCUAAAAGUCUUGAAUACUUAACCACCAAUAACGAAGUUUUAAAAAAUUUUGUAAAUGGCGAUAUUUGGCAAAAAAAAAUUCAAAAUUAUAAAAACAAGUUAGUUAUUCCAUAUUUUCUAUACUUCGAUGACUUCGAAGUUAACAAUCCCUUAGGUUCACAUAGUUCAUCAGUUUUAGCAGUAUAUUAUUCCUUCCCCACCGCGCCAAUUUCUGUUAAACAUAAACUUCAAAGUAUUUUGAUAGCCGCUCUUUUUAAAUCACAAGAUGUUAAACAAUUCGGUAAUGAUAAAUCAUUUUAUAAGUUAGUAGAAAUACUAAAUGACUUAGAAAAUAAUGGUAUUGAAAUUAAAACACCAAACGGCAAUAAAAGAAUUUAUUUAUGUUUAGGUUUGAUAAUUGGAGAUAAUUUAGCGCUUAACAAUAUUCUUGGAUUUUCUCGUUCAUUUUCUUCUAACCAUUAUUGUCGAUUUUGUAAAAUAAAUAAAACCGAUGCCAAAUUCGCUUUUAUUGAAGAUAAUAGCCAAUUAAGAGAUCAACAAAACUACGCUUACGAUAUUUCUUUGAACGAUUUCGAAAAUACUGGCAUAAGAGAGUUUUCCAUUUUUAAUAAUGUCAAUAAUUUCCACGUAGUAGAAAAUUUCUCUGUUGAUUUACUUCAUGACAUCUUUGAAGGCGUUUUUAAAUACGGUUUUUGUAAUAUAAUCUUACAUUAUAUUCAUAAAAAGAUAUUUGAUCUAGAAUUUUUAAACACUCGUAAACAAACAUUUGCGUAUGGUGAGACUGAAAUGGGAAAUUUGUCACCACCAUUGCAGAUGCAUCAUUUAAAAACGUUCAAGCUAAAAUUAUCGGGAAGGGAAAUGUUAACGUUCGCUCACUUUUUCCCUUUACUUAUUGGAGACGCAGUAAAUGAAGAUGAUAACUUGUGGAAAUUCGUGUUAAACCUUAUAGAGCUUUUAGAUUUAUUACUUUUGUCUGAAUAUACUAAAUCAGAUAUAGAGAAUUUAAGAGAACAUAUUCAAUUCCACAACAAAGAAUAUACUAAAAAUUUUAAUGACACUCUAAAACCAAAGCACCACCUCCUUAACCACUAUUGUAGAGUUCUUCAAAUGUCAGGCCCCCUAAAAUAUUUGUGGACGCUACCUUUUGAAUCCAAACAUAGACAAUUAAAGUCAUAUUCGAAAAAUAUUACUUCCCGAAGAAACUUAACAUUAACUUUGGCUUUGAAAUUUUGCAUGACCUUUUCUGAAACAAUUGUUAAUUAUAAGAACGUUACUUAUACAUUAGGCAGCGAAGAAUAUGAAGCGAAAUUUUCAAAAUAUUUUAAUAAAAUCAGAGAUGUACUUUCUGAAGACAAUAUUAACCAUUGCAUGUGCCACACAAGUUUUAAACUAUAUGGCACAAUGUAUAAAAAAGAUUACUUUAUAUUUUUUUACAAUCCAACUUUUGUAUCAUACCAAGUAUUGGAAAUUCUUGUUAUAAAUGACGAAGUAUUUUUGUUUUGUGAAUUAAUAAAUAUUUUAAUGUACAAACGCCACUAUUUGUCUUAUCAGAUAGGUUCUAAAAGCACUAUCUUUAAAAUUAUAAACGCUAAUGAAUUAAAAUAUCCGCCAAUUCAUAUGUACAUGGUAAAAAAUCAAAAAUUUUUGCGACCAAAAGUCUUCUUUUAAUGAUAAAAGCCUUAAUAAAGAUUUGUUUCAUGAAAAACUAA
Molecule: messenger RNA, 4251 nt
Organism: Rhagoletis pomonella (apple maggot)
Lineage: Eukaryota; Metazoa; Arthropoda; Insecta; Diptera; Tephritidae
Exons: 8
Coding region: 276-1769 (497 amino acids)
Source: RefSeq, a predicted model, not a curated record